Molecule: messenger RNA, 1493 nt
Organism: Lontra canadensis (Northern American river otter)
Lineage: Eukaryota; Metazoa; Chordata; Mammalia; Carnivora; Mustelidae
Gene: SIGIRR
Product: single Ig and TIR domain containing
Exons: 9
Coding region: 100-1332 (410 amino acids)
Biological process (GO): signal transduction
Source: RefSeq, a predicted model, not a curated record
CCCGGCCCCCAGGGGACUCGUCUGCUCAUCCAAGGAGCCCCGUGGAACCGGGGGGUGGCACCAGUGACCAGCCUGCCUCGAGGAGGCCCCAGCCAGACCAUGGCAGGCAUCUGUGACAGGGCCCCUGAGUUCCUAUCCCCAACUGGAAACCAGGCCCUGGAGCCUGCCCUGGGCAGUGUCGUGGCUCUGAACUGCACGGCCUGGGUGGUCUCUGGGCCUCACUGUUCCCCGCCCUCAGUCCAGUGGCUGAAAGACAGGCUGCCGCUGGGCAACGGGAGCCACUAUGACCUCCAUGAAGACUCCUGGGUCAAAAACAACUUUUCAGAGGUGCUUGUGUCCAGUGUUCUGGGGGUCAACCUGACCCGUGCUGAGGACUAUGGGGCCUUUACCUGCUCCAUCCGGAACGUCAGCUCCUCCCCCUUCACCCUUUGGAGAGCUGGCCCAGCAGGCCACGUGGCCGCGGUGCUGGCCUCACUCCUGGUCCUGCUGGUCUUGCUCCUGGCGGCCUUGCUCUACAUGAAGUGUCGACUCAGUGUGCUGCUCUGGUACCAGGACGCCUAUGGGGAGGUGGAGAUGAACGACGGGAAGCUCUACGACGCCUACGUCUCCUACAGCGACAGCCCCGAGGACCGGAAAUUCGUGAACUUCAUCCUGAAGCCGCAGCUCGAGCGCCGGCGGGGCUACAAGCUCUUCCUGGAUGACCGCGACCUCCUGCCGCGCGCGGAGCCCUCCGCCGACCUCCUGGUGAACCUGAGCCGCUGCCGGCGCCUCAUCGUGGUGCUGUCGGACGCCUUCCUCGGCCGGGCCUGGUGCAGCCACAGCUUCCGGGAAGGCCUGUGCCGGCUGCUGGAGCUCACGCGCAGACCCAUCUUCAUCACCUUCGAGGGCCAGAGGCGCGACCCCGCGCACCCCGCGCUCCGCCUGCUGCGCCAGCACCGCCACCUGGUGACCCUGCUGCUCUGGAGGCCCGGCUCCGUGGCGCCGUCUUCAGACUUUUGGAAAGAGCUGCAGCUGGCGCUGCCGCGGAAGGUGCGGUACAGAGCCGCGGAGGGAGACCCCCAGACGCGGCUGCAGGACGACAAAGACCCCAUGCUCAUCGCACAAGGCCGCGUCCGGGAGCGCGGGACCCUGAGUCUGGAGCAGGACCCCGACCCUGAGGGGGACCUGGGUGUCCGGGGGCCCGUCUUUGGGGAGCCAUUAGCUCCACCACAUGCCAGUGCGGUCUCGCUGGGAGAGGGCCGGGGCAGUGAAGUGGAUGUCUCAGACCUCGGCUCCCGCAACUACAGCGCCCGCACGGACUUCUACUGCCUGGUGUCCGAGGAUGACGUGUAGCCCCCGCCGGCCCAAACAGCAAGUGCUCCAAGGACCGCUGGGCGCUGGGUGGGCUGGGAUCUUUCUCCUCUUAGCAGGACUACCAGCCCUGAGACCCUCAGGCAAGGGAGCUGCUCCAUUGUGCCUCCUUGUGCCAGAAAAUAAAGUCCUUUUAGAUCCUG